Molecule: messenger RNA, 1084 nt
Organism: Telopea speciosissima
Lineage: Eukaryota; Viridiplantae; Streptophyta; Magnoliopsida; Proteales; Proteaceae
Product: wall-associated receptor kinase-like 22
Biological process (GO): protein phosphorylation; cell surface receptor signaling pathway
Cellular component (GO): plasma membrane
Molecular function (GO): protein serine/threonine kinase activity; ATP binding
Source: RefSeq, a predicted model, not a curated record
UCAAUGAAGAAGAAUUGCAAAAGGCUACCGACAACUAUAAUGAAAAUCUAAUUCUGGGUCGUGGAGGGCAAGGUACUGUGUAUAAAGGUAUGUUAUCGGAUGGAAAAAUUGUAGCAAUUAAGAAAUCCAAAGGAGUUCAAGAAGAAGAAGGCGUCAUAAUUGAGCAGUUCAUUAAUGAGGUUGUCCUUCUUUCACAAAUUAACCACAGAAAUGUUGUUAAAUUGUUUGGUUGCUGUUUGGAGACAGAAGUUCCUCUACUCGUUUAUGAGUUCAUCCCCAAUGGGACUCUUUCUAGUCACAUGCAUGAUAACUGUGAUGAUCAGUUCCCCUUUACAUGGGAUAGUCGCUUGAGAAUUGCUACAGAAGUUGCAGAAGCACUAGCGUACUUGCACUCAUCAGCUUCUAUACCUAUCUAUCAUAGAGAUAUCAAGUCUACCAAUAUACUCUUAGAUGAUAGCAGAUAUAGAGCCAAAGUGUCAGAUUUUGGGAUUUCAAGGUCAGUGCCAAUUGAUCAAACUCACUUAACUACCUUAGUUCAAGGGACAUUUGGGUAUUUAGACCCAGAGUACUUCCGAACAAGUCAAUUCACAGAUAAAAGUGAUGUUUAUAGCUUUGGAGUGGUGCUUGUGGAGCUGUUAACGGGGGAAAAGCCUAUUUCAACAACUAGAUCACAAGAGGAGAAAAGUCUAGUUUCAUAUUUUAUUGAUUCAAUGGAGGAAAAUAAGUUGUUUGAGAUCCUUGAUACUCAAACUGUAAAAGAAGGUAUAAAAGAGGACCUUGAGGCAGUUGCUGUAAUUGCAAAUAGAUGCCUGAAAAUGAAUGGCAAAGAAAGACCCACAAUGAAAGAAGUCGCAACGAAGCUUGAGGGAUUGAGAGGUUCUCCAUCAAAGAAUUUGUUUGUUCAAGAAAUUAAACAAAAUGAGGACUGCAAUAUACUUGAACCAAUUGGUCUAUGGAAUACUAGUACUUCAUUUUCUACAUCAUCUCUUUGGACCAUGGAGACUAGUGCUACAAUUCCAUUAGAUGGCCAACCAUUACUACUUAAUCCAUCUUCUUAGUCUUUAACUCAGGAACAAGAAAGGGU